AUGAAGUUUGGUACUCUUUUAGAGCUGAAUAGUAAUAUAGAGUGGUGGGAUUACUAUGUCGAUUAUGACGCCUUGAAGAAAUUAUUCCCUUCCAACCCGCUUGAUUUCACAUACCACUCUACUGCAGGAGACAGCGAGACCUCUUCGAUCCUCCCCACUCACCGACCCAAAAAGGACAAGUAUGCAAGUCCCGAAGACUUCAAAAAAGCCUUAGACAAAGAGAAGGAUAAGGUGACAGAGUUCCAUCAAACCAAAUUAGACGAUCUGAAACGCUCCUUUGAGCUGCUGGAAGUAGAAAUAGCUGGACUGGAGGAGAGGGAUUUGGGUCAAGAUGAUACCAUCAAGGAAGUUGAUGAAGAAGACGAAGAUGGUGACAGAGAUGGGGCAGAACAAAGGGAAACGGAUAAUCUUCUGAGUCCAUCUAUCUCCCUUGCUAAUGGAUCCAGAUCACCCACAAGACCUAGACAAUCUCUCGCCGGAAGAUUCGGAUUAAGAAGAUUUGGACGAAGGAGAAGCGCAAUGAACAAUCCUGAUGAAGCAGACCUGAUGGAAGCUUCAAUUCGACCAAGAGAAAGAAGUACUAAUCGUGGUUCGAAACCAAACUUGAGCGAUUCUGUCACUAGCAGUUACUUCGAUGAUGGUGUUUCACCUAAUCCGGGUCGCGUACCACUUCCUAAACGAUCAAGACAAUCUUCCGAUUUGGAGUCAUCAACCGAUGAUAUCGGUACCAAUGCUGGCACCCAAGAUAGACGAACUUCCUUUUCGUCAGUAUCAUCACAUGAAGGUGAUUUCUCUUGGCCAAGAAGAAGAUACCAUUCUCUAGGUCUCGUUCAAAUGGACCCUGCUAUCGUACCAGAUUACGCUCAUCCCAGGGUAUCAGAAGAUGAAGAACAAGGUGUCAUCAAUAAUGGAUUCACUCGGCCAGGUGCCCAAAAUCCAGUUUUCAUAUGGACUGCAAAUAACGAUUAUGGAACUGUCUUGAGGAUUGGAUUCAAAAAACGAAUCAGUGCUGUCUGGCUAGAAGCUUAUGCCUUGAAACAAUAUGUGGAUUUGAACAUGACUGCUUUUGAGAAGAUUUUGAAAAAGUACGACAAAAACACAAACAAUAAGUUGAAGAAACAAUACAUCACCGAUGUGGUGUUGAAAACUUCUCCUUGGACCGAUGAAGCAAAGGAAGAGCUUGAUCAAUUAUUAGCCAAGAUUUUAUUCCUUUAUAGAAGAGUGGCAGCUGCAGGAGAUGAAGAUUUGGCUAAAGAACAACUUCGGUCACAAUUGAGAGAAAAGGUCGUAGUCGACAGAGAAACAGUUUGGUCACAGAUGGUUUCAGGACAUAAUAAGACCACAGGAAUAUUCAGAUCAGUCACACCUGAAGACUUACCUUCAUCUUACGAUACUACCAAGGACAUGGUGAAAACCCCUCUGGGUAAAUUUAGAAAGCCUCAAUGGUUAAGCCAUAGAGUAAUUGUCCUUUCCAUUGCAUUUGCCAUCCUAGUCACCAUAGUGCAAGUCUCACCUAUGGAUGGCAUCGAAGAAAGCAAUUGUUUAGCAAUGUUGAUAUUCUGUACCAUCUUGUGGGCGACUGAGGCGAUCCCAUUAUUUGUCACAUCACUUGCUGUACCACUUCUUGUCGUUUUCCUGCGUGUACUCCGAUCUCCAGACGGAGAAUCUCGUCUUACUGCAGCGGAUGGCACAAAAUAUAUAUUCUCCCAAAUGUUCUCGCCAACCAUCAUGUUACUUAUUGGAGGUUUCACAAUUGCCGCCGUACUGUCCAAAACUCGACUGGAUGUCAUGACUGCAUCGAGAAUCCUCAAUGCGGCCGGAACGAAACCUAGUGUGGUUUUGUUGGUACUCAUGUUCGUUGCCACUUUCGCAAGUAUGUGGAUCAGUAAUGUAGCUGCGCCUACUCUUUGUUACGCUUUGAUCAAACCUAUCACGGAUGAGUUACACCCUAAAUCGAUGUUUUCCAAAUGCUUGAUUAUCGCUAUCGCCUUAGCAUCCAACAUUGGCGGUCAAGCAUCCCCCAUUUCCUCACCACAGAACCUAAUCUCCCUCGGAUCUAUGGACCCGCCGCUGUCAUGGCCUCAAUGGUUCGCGAUUUCUCUGCCAGUCGCGACGUUAUCAGUAGUAUCCAUUUGGGCAUUUUUACACUUAAACUAUAAAUGGGAGAACGAUUUAGCUAUACCCAAAAUGAGAAAGAACACAGAUACGCUCACUACUACACAUUGGUAUGUUCUUGUGGUCAGUGGUAUUACAAUCGUUCUCUGGUGUUUGGAGAAAUCAAUGGAAGGUAUCGUUGGGGAUAUGGGUAUCAUCGCCAUCAUACCGCUGUUGGCUUUCUUUGGAACCGGUAUUUUAUCAAAGGAAGAUUUCCAUUCUUUCCAUUGGUCAAUCGUUUUCUUGGCUAUGGGAGGUGUGGCAUUAGGAAAAGCAACUCUCUCUUCGGGCUUACUCGAUGUCCUCGAUGAACUGCUAGAGAAAUUGGUUGCGGGAAUGGGAUUGUACUCGAUCUUAAUCGUCUUCUCCUUGUUAGCCUUGGUAAUCGCUACUUUCAUCUCCCAUACUAUAGCGGCUGUUCUUUUGGUACCCAUCGCAACUAGGAUUGGAGAUUCUUUGGAAGAACCUCAUCCCAGGUUGCUGAUCAUGGCCACAGCAUUGAUCUGUUCUGCCGGUAUGGGAUUACCAGUCUCUGGAUUCCCUAACAUGACAGCUAUCACACAAGAGAAUAAAUUAGGUCAACGAUUUAUAGGCGCAUCUGAUUUCCUCAAAAACGGUAUUCCAGCUUCGCUGUUGGCUACCUUUGUGAUCGUUACUGUUGGUUAUGCUAUCAUGAGGGGUAUAGGCUUAUAA
Messenger RNA from Kwoniella shivajii, 2847 nucleotides. RefSeq lists its product as uncharacterized. The record is from RefSeq and is a predicted model, not a curated record. Gene Ontology annotation, cellular component: membrane. The transcript has 11 exons. Bases 1 to 2847 code for a protein of 948 amino acids. Gene Ontology annotation, molecular function: phosphate transmembrane transporter activity. Gene Ontology annotation, biological process: transmembrane transport; phosphate ion transport; polyphosphate metabolic process. NCBI's taxonomy places the organism in Eukaryota, Fungi, Basidiomycota, Tremellomycetes, Tremellales, Cryptococcaceae.